Messenger RNA from Crotalus tigris (Tiger rattlesnake), 1398 nucleotides. RefSeq names its product DNA damage inducible transcript 3 (gene DDIT3). Gene Ontology annotation, cellular component: CHOP-ATF3 complex; CHOP-C/EBP complex; CHOP-ATF4 complex. NCBI's taxonomy places the organism in Eukaryota, Metazoa, Chordata, Lepidosauria, Squamata, Viperidae. Gene Ontology annotation, biological process: ER overload response; intrinsic apoptotic signaling pathway in response to endoplasmic reticulum stress; negative regulation of transcription by RNA polymerase II. The transcript is spliced from 5 exons. The record is from RefSeq and is a predicted model, not a curated record. The coding region runs from base 354 to 923 and encodes 189 amino acids. Gene Ontology annotation, molecular function: DNA-binding transcription activator activity, RNA polymerase II-specific; protein heterodimerization activity; transcription factor binding.
UCCCGAGCAGGAGGUGGGAGGAGGCAUUUGGGAGCCGGCGGGUGUCGAGAGCGGAAGACGAUGAGCCGUGAGAGGAGAAUGAGCCGUAGCCAGCAAGUUGGAGAGAGGAUCGCGGGCGAGAAGGGGCCGCGUAGGAAGUUUCGAACAAAAAAUCGCACAUUAAUAUAUCACCACACUUGAAAAAAAGAAAAAAAUUCCCCAUAGAGAACCGUGAGUUUGCUUAAUGACUGCAAUAUUCAAAUGGCAACCUCUGCAAAAAGGUCAUAAAAUGCUGACCUGCUUUACAACCGUCAUGACUUACAAGCAAAAUUGCAAACUCAAUUAUGGAUAAGCAGUGUGGCUAUUUCUGAACCAUGAUGGCAGAAUCCCUGCCCUUUUCACUGGGCACACCAGUGCCCACGUGGGAAUUGGAAGCCUGGUACGAGGACUUGCAGGAAGUGCUGUCCUCGGAUGUAUCCAACAGGACAGACCCCUCGGGGGGCGGACAGGAGCAGAGGGAAUUUGAUGGCUUUGAUGGUGCUGCUCUGUUGUGGAACUUGGAGACUUCCAAUUCCUUGGAGCUUGAUGGGGAUAUAGUGGCAGGAAACUACGAGUUGGAGCCUGAUCUUGCAGCAGAACUUUUGGAGCAACUGGGCAAGGAGCCCCCAGGGCCAGCUGAAUCCGAUUCUAGCCAUGGUUCUCCUACACAGACAGGCACGGAUGACGAUGAAGGGAUGUCUACUGGCCGGAAGAGGCGGCAGAGUGGCCAGCCUCACGGGGGCAAGAGACGGCGCGGCAGAGAGCGGGAGCAGCAGAAUGAGCGCAGAGUGGCUGAGCUCACAGCACACAAUGAGCACCUCCAGCAAGAAAUACAGCGCUUGAGCGCUGAGGUGGAAGCUACACGGGCAGCGCUCAUCCAGCGGAUGGUGAGCCUAAAGACAUGAUGGGUUCCGGGAACACUUUCUGCACUGAAAUUAUUUCUCCUUCCUAUGGACCAAAGUGUGCAGGGCUUCAUCCUUUCCGGAUUGCGUGACUGUGCCACACGCCAAAAGGAGGGCCACUUGUUGACACCUUAAAACACAUCGGUGCCCUGCGACACUUUGAACUUGAAAAACUUGUUCCUACUCUGGACUUCCCUUACAGAACUGCACUAUGUGUGGCCCAGUUAUUUUAGGCAAAGAGGAGAUCCCUGACUUUCCUAGAGACUGACUGUGGCAGUUGUGCAACUGACUUGUUCUUAAUAGUUAUUGUUCUUGUCCUUGUGAGGAGAUGCAGGGAGGGAUGUCCGCGUGUAUCGUUCCGUCUAACAGUGCUUUUGUACUUGUAUAAAGAACAAUAAAGUAUUUAUUUUGUCCGGUGUAAUCCAACAAUUUGAAGAUUCUGGAACUGUUUGUGGUAGUGACAAAAAGACUGAAAAAA